GUAAUUGAUUUGUUGGCCAAGAAAAAAAUCAUUCAUCCUAGUGGUUUUCUUUGUCACGUUGUAAUCAAAUUUCAAAUGAAUUUUCCGAUCACUCUGCCACCAUGCACGCUCUCUGUCUACUCUCUCUCUCUAUAUAUAAAAUCUUCUACACCCUUUUCAUCAUCUCCCCUCACUUUCUCUCUCUAAAAACACACCCACUCGUUAUUCUCUCUCUACCAUAAUGCAUGGCUGGAGUCAUAAAUCAGUUAGAGAAAAACAUAAUCCAUCUUUUUCUUCAAGUCUUCUUGACGAAAUCUACCGUUCUAUGGAUGACAAACCCGAUGAGUUCGAGCUCCCGGAAGACAAAGUUUCAAGUCUCCAGCGAACGUUUUUGGUUAAGAACUUAACCGUCCGAACAAGGCCAUCAUCAGUGCAGAAGUCUCACCGAAUUGAUGAUGACCCGUUAUUCGUUGGUUCUGUCUGGAGCUCGAUUGAUUCGAGCUCUAGACAUGUUUCUAAAUCAAAAGGUUUCUGCGAGUUAAGGUCGCAAAAACCUUCCUGUUUUGGCCCUUUAGGGUCAAAACCAAGAAAAGCUGAUGUUUUUUCAGAAAAACAUCAACACGUGGAAAGUGAUUAUUGUUUGAACAAUAGUCACUUGAAUAAUACUGUUCACGGGCCUUUAAUUAAGUCAAAAGCCCGUGCAUUGAAGAUUUACGCGAACCUAAAGAAAGUAAAACAACCGAUCUCACCAGGAGGUCGAUUAACGACCUUUCUCAACUCUCUUCUCUCAAAGAGGCAUAUCAAGAAACCGAAAGAUUUGAACGGACAAAAGAUCGAUAGAACAUCAAAGGCAUCCACAUGUUAUUCGACUUCUUCAUUUACAAAAUCAUGCUUAAGCAAGAAUUCUCCAAGAUCGAGGGAGAAGUUUAACAAUGGGAUCCGGAGAACCGUUAGUUUUGACCCUGUGAGCGUAAUCAUCGAUGAAGAUUGUCGUCCGUGUGGCAAAAAAAUCAUUUACGAUGAACAAGAUUUUAUGAAUGUCCAUUCGACAACGAUGUCUAAAACCCAAUCCGAUGAUGACGAUGAGGAAAAUGAUUAUAAUGACAUGACAAGUGAUGCAAGCUCGGAUUUAUUCGAGCUUGAUCACUUGUCUACUUUACAGGAACUUCCUGUAUUUGAAACCACUCAUUUUGAUACAAAAAUGUACAACUGCUAGUGGGUUUAUUUGCUAAAUUUGUUCCACAUGUUUAUUAGAUUGAAUCACAUUCAUUAUUAGGUUGUGAGUUGUUUUAGGAUUCAUUUUAAAAUUUGAUAUUACUUGACUAGUA
Helianthus annuus (common sunflower) is the source of this 1307-nucleotide messenger RNA. RefSeq names its product protein BIG GRAIN 1-like B. Lineage: Eukaryota; Viridiplantae; Streptophyta; Magnoliopsida; Asterales; Asteraceae. The coding region runs from base 221 to 1195 and encodes 324 amino acids. The record is from RefSeq and is a predicted model, not a curated record. Gene Ontology annotation, biological process: auxin-activated signaling pathway. The transcript has a single exon.